AUGCCCGACUCUGCCGAAAAUUCACGCCCUGCAAGCAGUGCGUUUGAAACACCCGGCGCCCCGCCGUCUUCGACCGCUACCACAACCCCUCCGCCAGUCCAGCAUGGCUUCCAUGUUGCCAUUGCGGACUCCACAACGACUGCCACGCUCCCACCCGCAGUGACGCCGGCGACGACGACCCGCCAGUCGGUCUCGCUAGGCGUGCUCUCGACGCUGUGGAGUGCCAACGGCCCGCCGACCGCCCUGCCGCCCGCGAUCGUGACCCACGCGCCCUCGCCCGUCGACGCACAGGAAGCACCAUUGCAAGACCUCGCCGCCAGCGCAGACUCAGUGCCCAGUGCCACUACCACCCUGACCAACACGCUGCCCCCCACCCAAUCGGCCGCCCUUCGUGCCCUCAAUGCGCCCGCCUUCCAGUCCCACGCCUCGUCCACCCUCAAAAGCAAGUCUGCAAAGUCGGCUUCGAGCCACACUACCCUGUCAAGCCAGCCCGUCGUGGUGCGCACCUACUCAGGCUCACGGCACAACUCGCGGCACUCAGGCUUCGCUUCACCCCGCUAUCCGAACAUGAACGGGCACGCGUCGCAGAAUACCUCUGCGUUGUCCGCUGGACUAGCAGCCCGGACCGAGAGGCUGCCUUCCAUCGAGGACUUCUCCUUCUCAGCUAUCCUCCGUGCUGUCGAUCCCGAGAUCAGAGACGCCAUUGAUGCCAUUGCAGAGAUAUGUGCGAGGAGCAGGUUGAGCCUCGCGGACGAGUACGAUGCUCAUCUUCCGCCGCAGGGCGAGAUAACUGGAACCGGUCCCGGCUGGGCGGCAGGCGUAGGAGCUCUAGUGGGAAGAGGUCGCAUAUCACGCAUCGGGCAAGGGUGGGCAGCGACUGAUCAUACACUAACGGCUGUACCAGAAGCAAGCAGCUCGAGUGAGAGACUGGCUGGGGAGGCACAAGGCACAGCGAGUAGCAAGAAGAGGAGCCAGUCUGCAUAUGGGAGCUUGAAGAGCGUCAUCAGCGGCGGGAGUGGGAAGCGGAAGGCCAGCAAUCCAGCUGUAGAACAAGCCGAAGCUCCUUCAGAGGAUGCGAAGCCUCGUGGACCCGCCUGGGCCGUUCACAAUUCGUCGGAAGAUCACCCGGUUAUCACUGUUCCCUCUCCUCAAGCGUCAAAUCAUCUCUCGCUAGACACUUCAUCAACCAUCAAGGACAUCCCACACGUUGACGAGAGCAGACCCUCACCAAGGCCGCAGACAGCCAUCCCUAGAGCUGCCUUUUCGCACAGCAGAAACGCGUCGCUUAACAGCUUGAACGCCUCUCGAGCACGUUCAAGCACACUAUCAUCCAUUACAUCGUGGUUGCCGUGGCCUCGACUUACCGAUACCAGGGCUAAUGCUCAACCAGAUCUUACAAAAGCUGAAACUAGACUGAGAGAGGUGUUGAUGGUAGCACAAGAGUCUGCGUUCGGAAGAGGUAAGGCAGCUUUGAGCAAUGCCUGA
Molecule: messenger RNA, 1485 nt
Organism: Didymosphaeria variabile
Lineage: Eukaryota; Fungi; Ascomycota; Dothideomycetes; Pleosporales; Didymosphaeriaceae
Exons: 1
Coding region: 1-1485 (494 amino acids)
Source: RefSeq, a predicted model, not a curated record